Molecule: messenger RNA, 3047 nt
Organism: Thalassophryne amazonica
Lineage: Eukaryota; Metazoa; Chordata; Actinopteri; Batrachoidiformes; Batrachoididae
Gene: tmem64
Product: transmembrane protein 64
Exons: 3
Coding region: 898-1785 (295 amino acids)
Source: RefSeq, a predicted model, not a curated record
UCGACGAGAGCAGUAAUUGGUGGGUCACAUGGGCUGUGGGCACUUGUACAUUCUGGCACACAAACAGUAUCCUCAGCACCGACGAGCGAAACCUCGAAACGCUGCUGUCGCAGGAAGAAGAGCAACCGGCUGUCCACGUCUGACCUGUGCAUUCUGCUGGUCCUCCUUUUGUCUGGAAGAAACGUAUCAGAAGAGCUGUUUAUUGUGACAAAUACGACGGUACUGUUAGCUAACGACGGGAGUGAGAGAGCUUUACAGUGAUUCAAAUUAUGCUAAUCAGUUAGCAUUCCAGUAAAAGUUGCCGCUGCUACACCAUUUUUUCCUCCCCUUUUUCUUUUGUGUGACAGCAACAGUGAUGACAACUCUGACGAUGGCGUAUGUAAGCGACAGAGAAUCUGAAAAUGCUUUAAAAUCGUCGGUCUGGCACAUUGAUCAGCUAGCGUACCCGAGAUAAACAUUGCUAAUUUGGACUGCUGAUGUCAUGACAACAAGAAGAGUGAAAUGAUUUGCUACCGUGCCUCACUGCAUCGUUGAUUGCUAGUGUUGAAACCAUUCGGAAAUACCUAACUUUGUUCUACCAAACCUCAAAACCUGGGCCUUGCUAGAAAUGGACACCUGGGCCUUGCUAGAAAUGGACUUGUUUUGGAUGCACAGACUGCCUGAAAGCAUUCAAGUCCUUCAAGAGUUCAUUUGCAGCUGUUGGUCCCAGAAGCUCGAUUGAGGGCCAACAUGUGGAUGCCAGGGUCUGCAUCCGUUCAAAUACUUGCCAAGCUUGCGAAGUAUACAGUUGGGAAAGCAUAGAUCCAACUGAACCGCUGGUUACUGAGGACUGCCUCAGAUGACUGUGAUAAAAUUGAUGUCUUGAUAUGCAGCACCUUUGAGGACAGAGGUGGAACUAUGGGGAAGUGUGAUGAGGACCCAGAGGUCAACAUCGAUGUUGGCGGGACAACUUUCACCAGCCCUGGAGAGUUUAGACACCCGUGCUGUGUCACAACUUUUUGUUUCAAGAGUGCCCUGCUAGCAUGCUUCAUGGCUGCUGUGUGCUUCUCCUCUCUUGCUCUCGUUCGACAAUACCUCAAGGAUCUUCUGGUCUGGGUGGAGAGCCUGGACAGCCUUGUAGGAGCCUUGCUGUUUAUAGUUGGUUUGAUAAUAGUGUCAUUCCCAUGUGGUUGGGGGUAUAUUGUUCUUAAUGUGGCAGCUGGCUACCUUUACGGCUUUGUGCUGGGCAUGGGGCUGGUUAUGGUGGGGGUUUUGAUAGGAACCUUUGUGGCGCACCUGGUGUGCAAACGACUAUUGACUGGAUGGGUGCUGAACAAGGUUGGGAACAAUGAACAGCUCAGUGCUGUCAUACGAGUGGUGGAGGGCGGGAGUGGACUCAAAAUUGUGGCCUUAGCAAGACUCACCCCCAUACCUUUUGGGCUACAAAAUGCAGUUUUCUCGAUCACAGACGUGUCCUUGCCAAACUACCUGGUGGCCUCCUCUGUGGGUUUGCUGCCCACCCAGCUUCUCAACUCGUACCUGGGCACCACGCUUCGCACCAUGGAGGACGUCAUCGCCGAGCAGAGUGUCAGCGGUUACUUUGUGUUCAGCCUGCAGAUUAUCAUCAGCAUCGCCCUGAUGUUUUAUGUUGUACAUCGGGCUCAGCUGGAGCUGAACGCAGCCAUCGCCGCCUGCCAAAUGGAGCUGAAGUCAUCUUACAGGAACGGUUUAUCCACCAAUCACAGCGGCUUCAGCUACUGCAGCAAAAGGGUGACGGCUGGCGGCGGAAUAGUCAACGUGGUGUAACUGCAACCAGAUGAUCGGACUUAAACCAGCUGAUGUUCUCCUCUUUGGGGCGGUUCCUCAGAAGGAGGGAAGCCUAAGAUAGAACGGCUUAAUAGAACCCGUUGUGUUUAGGAAGUGCUGGCAACACUUGGGUGGUGUGGUACUUCAACUUUCCAAAUGUCACAUGUGGGGGAAACAAAUUCUUUAUGCAGGUAGUGUGCCAUUUUAGUUGGUUUGAGAAAGUGUGGGACCACGUGUCGUUAAGCUCAUGAGAGAAAUGUUUUUGUGGUACGUCAUUUUUAGAGUUUCGCAUAAUAUUUCCAGUUCUUUGAGAUACGUCUAUCACAGGGAGAUGAUGCAGUUGGUAGUUAUGGGAGGUGGCUGAGUGAGUCAGUGGGUCAUUAACUGCCUGCAAACAUUAGGAAUGUGCAAUAUGAAGCUUUUCUAGAGUACCAAGGAAUUAUUUAACCAUGUUUGUCUCUUUAAAAAAAAAAAAAAAAAAAGGCAACCUAUGCACCUUUCUUAAAUCAAUUUCUUUGUUUAAUUUCAGGGUCAAAUUUAUUUGUAUCCAGUGCAGAUUCAAAAUAUGACUAAGGGCAUUAUUAAUACAUCAAAAUAUUUGGCUUUCUUUUUAAACAUUUCUUAUUCAACUGUCAAAAGGGGGCACUCUAACAGGGAUUUGUUAUUUCCACUGGCUGUGACCACAACGGCUGAGUUUUUCUCAUCUGUCCAGGAUUUUUUUUUUUUUUUCUUUUUUAUGGCACUUGUACCAGUUUUAAUAAACCCAGCUGGAAAGGAGAGAUUUUACAGCAGGAAACUCAGGAAUGUUCUGCCGGGACAUUUGAAGUACAGCGUGAUUGGCUCCACCGUAGCAAAACAAUCUUCGCACAUUCUGUUCGAGAAAGAUUACAACAUUCAGCUCAGAGUGAGACAUCUCGCCUUUCUCUGUUUAUGUCAAAAUAAUGUGGAUUAUGACUUUUUUUUUUCUUUUUUAAACAGUGUUCUUUUUAUAUAUGAUAUUUGUUGGCAGUUCUGUGCAAUACAUUGAAAAGAAUGGUGUUUGAUAGUAUGAAUGUCUCAUUGCAGUGCUGAAACCAAACUAAUCAAAAACUCUCUUACAUAUGAAAUAACACUAGGUCUGUAUUCACUAGUUGUUUUUGUGUACUUUGUUGAUGAGCAAACUCAAUGAGGCUCCUGUUUUUGUUUUUUUAAACGUGCCAUAAUUUGAUUAGUGGGGCAGCAUAGCAAAACAAUUGUUCAUUUUGUGAUAAAAGCAUGGAAUU